Messenger RNA from Zonotrichia albicollis (white-throated sparrow), 6578 nucleotides. The record is from RefSeq and is a predicted model, not a curated record. Lineage: Eukaryota; Metazoa; Chordata; Aves; Passeriformes; Passerellidae.
GCCCGGAUCCGCCGCCCACGGUGCCGGCGCUGGAGGCACUCAGGGCUGCCCUGCACAGAGUUUAUGGCUGUCCCAUCCUCCAGCUGGGCAGGAACGUGCCUGGCACGUCCCCUGCCAAGGAGAACGUGGCCAAAGCGGCGUCCUUGUGUCCCAAUGUGCUGCAGGCUGAGGCGCUGCUGGAGUCGGCUGAUAUGUUGUAUGUCAUCUACCCCUAUGUGCAGUACUGCCUGCAUGAUAUCGUGACCUUCAGCCCUGCCAAGCUCACCAACAGCCACGCCAAGAUCCUCUUCCUCCUCUUCCACGUGCUGCAGGCCAUGAGGGCUUGUCACCAGGCGGGUCUGGCUUGUGGGGAUUUCUCCCUUCGGGAUGUGGCUGUGGAUGAGAAGCUAUGCAGCCGGCUGCGUGUGAACUUCAGAGGGUACGAGGGACCAGGGGAGGAGGAGAAUCUGGAGGGUGGUCUGGAACAAGAAAGCAAGCAAAGCUGGGUGCAGAGGCGGGAGGUGACAUGCAGUGCCUGCCAGAAGGACCUCCAAGACCUGGUGUUGCAGUGGGUGCACGGGCAGGUCAGCAACUUUGAUUACUUAAUGCGCCUGAACAGCCUGGCUGGGAGGAGAAUGGGAGACCCCAAUUACCACCCUGUUCUCCCGUGGGUGGUGGACUUCACUACCAAAAACGGCAAGUUCAGGGACCUGAGGAAAUCCAAGUUCCGCCUCAACAAGGGCGACAAGCAGCUGGACUUCACCUACGAGAUGACCAAGCAGGCAUUUGUCGCGGGGGGCUCGAGUGGGGAGCAGCUCCACGUCCCCCACCACAUCUCAGACGUCCUCUCAGACAUCACCUACUACGUGUACACGGCCCGCAGGACGCCCAAGGCAGUGCUGUGCUGCCACGUCAGGUCCCAGUGGGAGCCCAACGAGUACCCAGCCAGCAUGGAGCGCAUGCAGAGCUGGACACCCGACGAGUGCAUCCCAGAGUUCUACACUGACCCCUCCAUCUUCCGCUCCAUCCACCCCGACAUGCCCGACCUGGAUGUGCCCUCGUGGUGCAGCUCCUACGAGGAGUUCAUCCAAGUUCACCGCAUGCUGCUGGAGAGCCGGGAGGUCUCCCAGGACCUGCACCACUGGAUUGAUCUCACCUUUGGCUACAAGCUGCUGGGGAAGGAUGCAGUCAAGGAGAAGAACGUCUGCCUCCACUUGGUGGACAACCACACGCACCUGACGACCUACGGGGUGGUGCAGCUCUUUGACCAGCCCCAUCCCAGGCGCAUGGUGGGACCUGCCUACACUCCUGCUGAAGCUCCAGCCAUUGCCAGGCCUCUGCUGCAGAACAUCCGUGAGACUGUGGUUUUGGAGGACAUCCAAGGCCAGGUGACAGAUGCAGUCAAUGGGCUGGUCCUGGAGGCUACUCCCAGUGAAACCACCUGGUCUGGGGACAAACCCCUGGCUGGUGAGGAUGAUUUGGAGCAAGGCACGGAAGCCCUGGAUUCCAUUCCUGCUCCUGGGAGAGCCCCUGACCAGCCCUGUGGUGCUGUGCCUCCAGCACAGCCCUCCACCCUCCCUGCCUAUGUCACUGAUGGGAAAUCCUCAGGGGUCCGACCGCUCCGUCGGAGCAAGGCAGGGGCUGGGGAUCAGCUGGACAUGAAGAUCACUCUUCCUGAAGGCUUCAACCCGCUCCAGGCCCUGGAGGAACUGGAGAAACUGGACAAUUUCUUGGUUAGAGGCUUAAGCAGCGAGAUGCAGCCGAUGGAGCAGCCGUGGGAAGAGCCACCCUUGGGUCUCUCAGACCUCUUCCAGAGGGACAUGCAAGCCCUGGGCAUCCUGGUAGCUGAGAUUAUAUUUGCUCCGAGGCUUCGUCCCUCCAAGCCCGACGCGUCGCUGCUGGAGCGGUUCCUGAUGGUGAGGAACCUCUGCCGUUACCAUCCCAAGGAGAUCCCGGCCCCACUGCAGCACGUGCUGCAUGUCCUGCUGCAGCUCAGCAUGCCCGUGGAGAAGCUGCUGAAGAGCAGAAUGGGCAAGGGCACAGUGCAGCUGUUUGAGUACAAACCCAUCUCCCAGGGCCUCCCCCCUCCCUGUCCCACGCAGCUCCUCAGCCCCUUCAGCUCCAUUGUCCCCUUCCCCACGUACUUCCCAGCUCUGCACAAGUUCAUUUUCACCUAUCAGGCAAAGAAGAUUGAGGAUGAAGGGCAAGGCCGGGAGCUUGUUUUCCAGCUGUGGCAGCAGCUGGAGGGGAUCCUUGCUGAAAUCACUCCCGAGGGCCUGGAGAUUCUUCUGCCUUUCAUAUUAUCUCUGAUGUCCGAGGAGAACACCGCUGUCUACGCGGCGUGGUACCUCUUUGAGCCCAUAGCUAAAUCCCUGGGGCCCAAGAAUGCCAACAAAUACCUGCUGAAGCCCCUGAUCGGAGCCUACGAGACGCCCUGCUCCCGCCACGGCAGGUUCUACCUGUACACAGACUGCUUUGUGGCCCAGCUGAUUGUGCGCCUGGGGCUGCAGCCCUUCCUCCUGAACCUGCUGCCCCACAUCCUGCAGAUCCUCGUGGGCAUCGAGAGCUCGCGGGAGGAGAGCAAAUCCUUCCUGGGCACUGCUGAGGAUGAUGAGAGUGGAGGGGAGAGCCCGGUGUCGUGUGUGUUUGGGGAGGAGAUCAAGAUGGACGUGGAGCACAGCUCUGCUGCCCUUGACCUUCUGGACUACACCUCUGGGGUCAGCUUCCACGACCAGGCCUACCUGCCCGAGGGUGAGGACUUCCAGAGUGGCCUCUACGUGGGGGAAUCCCUGCAGCCCCAGGAGCAGGAGUCGCUCAGCCUCGGCCGCAUGAGUGACAAGAGCAGCGCCAGCGAGGUGUCCCUGGGCGAGGACAGACCUGCAGACGGGGACUCCCAGAAGGACAAGAGCAGCUUGAAGUCCAUGGACAGCAGCCAGGACCUGAAGCAGAGCGAGGAGUCAGAGGAGGAGGAAGAGGAGCACGAGGAAGAGGAGCAGGAGGACGCGGUGGUGGAUGCGGAGCUGACGGUGGUCGUGGACGCUGCUGGGGCCUCUGUGGAUGUCACCCUGGCUGAUGACAGCAGCGAGCCAGAGGACGGGGAGGGAGAGGAGCUGCCAGAUCACUCUGAUGACAAAGAGCAGACCAUACUGCUGGACACAGCCUGUAAGAUGGUGAGGUGGCUCUCGGCCAAGCUGGGCCCGACCGUCACGUCCCGCUUCAUCGCCAGGAACCUGCUGCGCCUGCUCACCUCCUGCUACGUCGGUCCUACCAGGCAGCAGUUUGUAGCGAGCAGUGAUGAGAACAGUCCCCUGAGCACAGGGAACAUCUACCAGAAGCGGCCUGUGCUGGGAGAUCAGGUGUCCAAGCCAGUGCUGGCCUGCCUCGUGCACGUGGCAUAUCUGUAUGGAGAGCCUGUCCUCACCUACCAGUACCUGCCCUACAUCAGCUACCUGGUUGCGCCCGGCGGCGGCUCCGGCGGCGUGCGGCUCAACAGCCGGAAGGAGGCCGGGCUCCUGGCUGCUGUGACACUGACACAGAAGAUUGUGGUGUGUCUCUCUGACACCACACUGAUGGACAUCCUGCCCAAGAUCAGCCAGGAGGUGCUGCUCCCAGUGCUGGGCUUCCUCACUUCACCAGCUGUCGGUUUCCCCAGUGGAGCCCAGGCCCGUGUUGUGCUGUGUGUGAAGACAAUCAGCCUCAUUGCCUUGAUCUGCCUGAGGAUUGGGCAGGAGAUGGUGCAGCAGCACCUGAGUGACACAGUGAGGAACUUCUUUGGGGCAUUCUCGCUGCUGCAGGAGCUGCAGGACCAGGGGUUGACAGCAGAGUCACUGAGCAGCUGUGAGGUGCCAGUGAUGGAGGUGCCCCUUUCAGAUGGGAAGCUGCUGGCCCUGGAUCCAUCCGUGCUGGUGGAGUUACAGAAGGUGUUCAACCCUGAAAUGGCCUACAUCACCUACAUCCCCUUCUCCUGCUUGCUGGGUGACGUUAUCCGCACGGUUGUGCCCAACCACUCUCUGGUUGAGAAGCUGGCCAGCCUCCACCUGGAGAACGUGAACCCCCAGAACCUGCAGGCUGUUGGCCUGGAGCAAGCACCGAGUGUGGUGGGCUCAGAGCAGGACCCUCGAGGGGCUGAGCCCUUCUCCAGCCCCCAGGAGGACACUCACUCUGGCACUUUUGGCAGUGUCCUGGUGGGGAACCGCAUCCAGGUGCCCGUGGACACGCAGCGGGAGGGCCUGGGCUUGCUGCACCUCAGUGCUGGCACUGAUGGAUUCACUCCCAGCUCCUGCAGCGAGGAGAGUGCCCUGAAGCAGGACCUGCCCCGCAGCACCCACAUGCUCUGUGGGAACUGGCUGGCCUACUGGCAGUACGAGAUCGGGGUGAGCCAGCACGACCCCCGCUUCCACUUCCACCAGAUCAAGCUGCAGAGUUUCUCAGGGCACUCCGGGGCCAUCAAGUGCGUGGCACCGCUGGGCAGCGAGGAUUUCUUCCUGAGUGGCAGCAAGGACAAGACAGUGAGGCUUUGGCCGCUGUACAACUACGGGGAUGGCACCAGCGAGGUGCCCCCGCGCUUCACCUACGCCGAGCACAAGAAGUCAGUGUUCUACGUGAGCCAGCUGGAGGCACCGCAGCACGUGGUGAGCUGUGAUGGCACCGUGCACAUCUGGGACCAGUUCACGGGCAAGCUUCUGCGGACCUUUGAUGAGUUAGACAGCAAAGUGCCCAUCACAGCUGUGACCACCAUGCCACCUCCCUAUCACAGCAUCUCUGUGGCCAGUGCAGACUCUGUGCUGAGGUUCAUCGACCACAGGAAACCAGGACUACAGGUCAUGGCCGGCUUCUCCUCGGGCUUCAUCGUGCUGCUGGACACCAGGACGGGGCUCAUCAUGCGGGGCUGGCCUGCCCACGAGGGAGACAUCCUGCAGAUCAAGGCUGCAGAGGGCAACGUGCUGAUCAGCUCCUCCUCAGAUCACUCCCUGACUGUGUGGAAGGAGCUGGAGCAGAAACCUUUGCACCACUACAAAUCCGCCUCCGAGCCCAUCCACGCCUUCGACCUCUACGGUAACGAGGUGGUCACUGGCACCGUGGCCAACAAGAUCGGGGUCUACUCCAUGCUGGAGUCCUCAGCCCUGCCCAGCAGCACCACCAAGCUGAGCUCAGAGAACUUUCGGGGUACCCUGACCAGCCUGGCAGUGCUGCCCACAAAGUGCCACCUCCUGCUGGGCUCGGACAACGGCGUCAUCCGGCUCCUGGCCUAGGGACCCCCUGGCUGUCCCUGGCGCUGGAAGCCAGCAGCGUGGCUUUGGGAGGAGGCACAGUCAGGUGUUUGUGAGCACAGGAUGCAGAGGGAGGUGUACUUGUUAGGUCUCUGAGGUCUUUCUGUGUCUUGAAAAAGAAAGAAAGAAAAAAAAGCCAUAACUGAGAAGCUGAGAAACCUCCGCCGCUGCUGCUGGGAGAGAUGUUGGGCGUCGUAGGUCACUGCCAGCCCUGCAGAGAGGCCUGGAGCUUUCCUUACCGUGUGUGCCUGAUCCCCAGGGGACUGUGAGCUGCCCUCCACACUAAUAGGGACCACAGGUACCCUCCCUCCUUCAGUUAAGGGGUAGGAGGUACCCCUUGACAAAACACAACAGUUUAGCUACUGCCACCUGCACUUCCCCUCCCCUCCUGAACCCCUGAACAGCCCCACUGGAAUGGCAGAAGCUGGGUUUGGGAACUGCUGCCUUUGGAGCUGCAUCUCCUCCUCCUCAAAGCCCAGAGGAGAUGCUCUGUGAACCCCAGGUUCUGCCAGAUGAGUUAGAGCCUGCAUGGGAGGAGGAGGAGGAGGAGGGGCUCAGCAGGGCCCUUCUGCUGCCGAGCUGGCUGCAGGGCAAGGGCUGGGAUGGAAGGCAGCCAAGGCACGAGCCCCAUCUGCCCUGCCAGAUCCUGUCAGAGUGGGCACAUUGGGGUGGGAAUGUGACUCUAAGGAGGUCAGGAGUAGAUAACUAGAUGCUUCCAUGGGGAUUUUGGCUUCUGGAGCAGUGGGAUAGGGCUGUUGGUUCCUACCCCAGCAUCCCAUGAUGAUGUAAAGAGUGAGGAAUGCCAUGUGUGCUGUGCACUGGCAUUGAUCCUCAGUAAAUCCUAAUCUUCUCUGCUGGUCAGGCUCCUGGGGAAGACAGGACAGCAAAAGGUGCUCAGUUUUGUGCCCUCCUGCCCUUGAAGGGUGAGAGGCAGGAGGCAGGAAUCCAGCCUGGUCUCUGUUUGACCUUUCCUUUGGGACAGCACUGUCUGUUCCCACCCCAAAGACACAGAGGGUGCUCUUUGCCCCACCAGUAGGAGCAGUUUCCUCCCUUCUAUGUCAGCCCCUUUCCCAUCCAUCCUUCAGCCGAGCCGGAGCCAGUACCAGGGGAGUGGGAAGCUCUUGGGCAGAGGAGGAGCCUGCUGAGGGUUGUCCUGGGAGGGGAAAGGGGAGAGGGCUUCCAUCCAGCUGCAGGGAGCUGGGGAGGUGUGGCUGGAGUGGUUGGCCAGUGCUGUCCUACCCAAGGGGAGCUCUCAGUCCCGUGUUGCCUAUUAAGCAUUUGCAAUAGAUGUAAAUAUUUACUUCUAAUAUACUCUUUGAAAGAACUGCA